Monoraphidium neglectum is the source of this 1284-nucleotide messenger RNA. RefSeq lists its product as hypothetical. The transcript is spliced from 6 exons. The record is from RefSeq and is a predicted model, not a curated record. Bases 1 to 1284 code for a protein of 427 amino acids. NCBI's taxonomy places the organism in Eukaryota, Viridiplantae, Chlorophyta, Chlorophyceae, Sphaeropleales, Selenastraceae.
AUGGCGCGCUCCAACCCCAAGCGAACUGCAACACAAUUUCGAGACUGGGCGCAAAAUGAGAGCCAAGAGAAGGCGCAGGAUCCGGAGCAUGAGGACAGUGAGCAUGACGACGGCAAGCAGCAGCAGCGCAGCUUCACGCAGCAGGUGGUGCGCGCGAUCUACAUCAAGUGGCGCGCCCAGGCCAAGCGUGUCAGGGACUAUCGACGGCUAUUUGCGCUGAUCGCGUUCAUCGGGCUGCUGCUGGGCGUCCUGCAUGCGCAGCGCGGCGCCGCGACUGCAUUCCGUGUGCACUCUACGCUUUCAAGCGUGGUGGGCCUUGAUGGCAACGCCGCCACCAUGCAGUCUUCUGACGGCAUUUACGACUGGCUUGGCGGCGUGCUCACGGCUGUGUGGAAGGAUCCCGUGUGCGGUGACGGUCUGUGUGAGACGCCUUUUGAGUUUGCGUCAUAUGGACGCUUCGGCUGCCGCGCGGACUGCGGCAACCUGAUUGACCUCCAGUCUCUGAUGUCCCUGGACAUUGACCUGUACUACAACUUUGGGCACCAGACAGGCAGCCUGCCCGCCGCGGAGCUGCUGUCCCAGGCAAGCUGGAAUCUGUGCCCUGAAAAGAUCCAGUACUCCAGUGACUGUUACUACCAGGAUGAUCAGGGCUUUGACGCCAUAGCGGGGACACUGCACGUAACCCUGCCAGACAUACCAGACGGCUCCUGGACGCUGCGCGUGAAGCGUGAUCUGAUGAGCAAGGUCAGCGGCGCGGUGCGCAGCACAGCAGACGUCGCUAGGGCCGCAGUCUGGACAAAGGUGUAUGUUGCUGAAGCGGCUGUGGCAGCAGAGCAGGCCUUUGAGCAGAGCCUGCUGCAGAAGGCGCUGGAUGCCGCCCGCACCCCCUUCCUGAGCUACCUGCCCACCCUGUGGACAGUGACCCGCGCUACAGCGCGGGACGCGUUCGACGCGCAGCAGAUGCACGAUGCCACCUGCGUCUGCGGAGCCGGGGCGACUGCUGCCUUGCAGGGGACAGCUGGCUUUGUGGACGAGGCAACCUGGCAGGCCGGGACCAAUUGCACGGGCGUCACUCAGCUGUCGAACCGUGUGUGGUACGCUAACGGCUCUUACAGCAUUGUCACCCCCGCGUCAGUGGACGCCACCAUUUGUGCCAUAGCGCUCGCCAACCUCACGGCCCACAGGGCCACCCUCAACACCACCAUGCUCAGGCGCGUGGCGCUGCUGUUGCUGGGUGGACUGACUGCCUAUUCCUGCAUCGUUGAUGCGCUGCAGGUGGUCUGA